This is a messenger RNA of Penicillium lagena, 1764 nucleotides long. RefSeq lists its product as uncharacterized. Lineage: Eukaryota; Fungi; Ascomycota; Eurotiomycetes; Eurotiales; Aspergillaceae. The record is from RefSeq and is a predicted model, not a curated record. The transcript has a single exon. Bases 1 to 1764 code for a protein of 587 amino acids.
AUGGGCCACCCCGACGAGUCCCGCCCGCCACCCCCAGAGAUCCCUUCGGAUGGGUCACUAUCUCCCUGCAGGUGUCAACCAGAUGCCUCUGGCGAUCAACAUUCUCCUUCGAACCUAACUACCGCCUGGCCGGGCCCCCACCGGCUGGAAUGCGCAGCCCAACCCCCCGAGGCCCCGGCACGCCCCCGCCGGUUUGUCGCCCAGCCGAUCGAAGUAUCGUCACGAAGCUCCAAGGCCCAACAGACGGCCGUGUCCAAUAAAACAGACCAGGCCAGACAGACUGGACCUUGUCCACCCCGGAAAUUCUUGCCAAACCCAAUCGAAACAACUAAGUCAAGCAACCGACGAGUCAAGUCGCAGCAAGACAAAGAACCGGCAUCGACCACGCCUGCCCAGAGUGGUCCGCGGAGGUUUAAACCCGAGGUCAUUGAGACAGACACUCGCUCCGUGAGAAGGAGCAAGUCUCUCCCACAAGCUCGUCGCCGGGACUACGACCUACCCGAAUCCAAAUUUUCCUAUGCAAAUCUUCUAAACCGCCAGGAGGCUUCCCGCCAUUCAUUCCGUGUUCCAGAUCUUCCCUCCAUUCCUUCAAACAGCAGCGAAGACUCCGAUGAUUCGGAAUCGCCAUCAUUAGCGACAUCUUCAUCUCGACUAUCUCACAAAGACACUCGGAAACAGCAGAAUGAAAAGCGCCACCGGGAAAGCUGUGACGAUGCCUUUUCAGAGUACUUACUAUCGCUGGCUGCCAUCACCGCAGAGGAGCAACUCAGAGAUCAGGCGCUAGCGGCAUUCCCUAACGAACAAGUCCAUCAACCGGUCGAUCACUUUGCAAUUGAUGAAGAUGAGAGAGACCUCGAAGAAGAGGAACACACUUUCCGCCCAGAACAGAUCAAAUCACGGCGCCAGUCAUCUGCCGACCUUUCCUGGGAACUGGAGUACAUGCGCCAGCACAAGGAGGAGGCGGAAAUGCGAUUAAGAGCCAUGGUUGCGUCUCGACAUGCAGGUCCAAAGUCAAAAGCCCUCCCCACACAUUCAGUAGGUCCUUUGGAUGGUCGAUCAGAACAGCAGAAGCAAAUCGCAAGCCCCCCGAUGCUGGGAGAUGAUGUCGUAAUCCCCCAAAGCCUGUCUCCAGUGGGAAGUCUGUGCGAAAACACUAACGGGGAGAAGAACACGUCGGUGUCACCGCAGGACCCGUGUGCACAUUGUGGCGGAUUGUGGUGCGCCGCACCGCUCGCAGAGAAUGGAGGUACCACCGGCUUGUGGAUGGGCACCUGCCGUCGCGGGAGCCGUGAUGUGAGUGAUAUGCACGAGAUCGGGCGUGGUGUAAUGACACCCGCUGCUCCGAGCCAUAGCCCACAGGGUAAUGAGGAUUGGCUUGGUUCGAAUUCACCAGACCCUUGCGGUCUCCAGGAGAGGGUCAGUCCCAGCCCUCGAAAAACCACCCUGGAUGAAUUCCAUGACGGGUUUGUAACCCAAAUCUACAACUAUCUUUCUCUCGGGUAUCCGUGCCUAGCUCGGUACUACGACCGCGAACUGAGCAGGAUCUCGGGCAUUUCGGUCGAGCGUCUGCGCCAGGAUGAUUUACAGACGGAUGCGAAGGGCUAUGUGGUCGCUUCGACGAGCACUAGCCAACUCUCCUGCAUGCGAUGGAAGGCUCUGCGCCUCUAUAUACACGAGUGGGCUCGGCAACAGCCCAGCAUGGAAGACGACACCAAUGUCGAGGCCUGGGGGAUGCGGGAACGUCGGGGCAGUUGGGCUGUUUGA